UUCCUGCGAGUUCGAUUGUCCAAAGAUCAAAUUAUAAUCCGACCUUAGACGGAAUCGAAAGGUCAACAAGCGAAAAGUCAAACAUAUAUGCAUUUUCAGUGAUUGAUGACUAUGAAAAGCAAAAUCACAUUACUCAAAAAGGUAACAAUAUCUUCUUCGUAUAAGACCCUUUGGCCAUGUGACAGUCGACAUAAGGAAAUUUCCCGAUGGCUAGAGAAUUGGGAUUCGACGGCGGAGACGGUGGUGGUAUUGUCCUCUACGUGUGGUCAGCUAUGGUGGUUUUGUCGAUCGUCGCCGCCGCAAUUUUCUCGUGCGCCGACGGAGCGUCUAAAGCCAGAGCGUCGGAAAGCCACAACGAUGGGUCGACCUGUGCAGCCGGAUGCGGCGGAGCUUGCGGCGGUUAGAGGGAUUUUUUGUUUGGGGUAGGAUAUCCUUUGUUUGCGGAUACGUGUGAAUGCCGACUCACUUGCGGGAAUAAAUUUUUGGACUAUAUGAUUAUUCA
Tarenaya hassleriana is the source of this 502-nucleotide messenger RNA. RefSeq lists its product as uncharacterized. The record is from RefSeq and is a predicted model, not a curated record. The coding region runs from base 207 to 404 and encodes 65 amino acids. The transcript has a single exon. NCBI's taxonomy places the organism in Eukaryota, Viridiplantae, Streptophyta, Magnoliopsida, Brassicales, Cleomaceae.